This is a messenger RNA of Marchantia polymorpha subsp. ruderalis, 1617 nucleotides long. The record is from the annotation of a GenBank genome assembly. NCBI's taxonomy places the organism in Eukaryota, Viridiplantae, Streptophyta, Marchantiopsida, Marchantiales, Marchantiaceae.
AAGGAGGACACUGUCUUCAACGAAAGCUUCGAUAUGUGUCAAAUGGGAAUAUGAGAAAUACCUUUUUUUUCAAGAAAUGCGAGUACUUUGACGGAAUCCGUGAGCAAUUGUCACUGUGAUCUGAUGUCUCGUCCGCCUGAGGGCUUUAGCUGCGCACUGCUCAUUCAGAGAGUUGUUGGUGAAGGAAAGAGAGGAGGGAUCAACCCUAGAUUGGGAGAAAAGGGUCGCCGGGCUCUGGUCAAAGAUUAAGGUUCCAUAGUGCUAGCAGUUGCGAAAAGACCUGAAAGCCGUCUACAAGAGAUUUUCAAACCUUGCUUAAUCGUUGUUACCUGGCUGACAUGUAUCUCUGCAAGUCUUCACGACACAGGGGUCAGGAACUAUGUUCGAAUUUACUUGUUCAGGUCAUCAAGGUCCUGGAGACGUCCAAAGACACGAAAGUGAAAUUCGAGGCCACUCUUGCUAUCCAAACUUUGGUGUCCAAUCCAGAAGGAGCAAAGGAAACGGCACACUUUGGAAGCCAUUUAAAAAGUAUACUCCAGCAGAUCAAGAAGUCCGCAUGGGCAGCACAAGAUAAACUGGGAACUAUUUUCCCAGUAUAGUUUUCCACUAUCCUUCCACGAUAUCUGCAGGAUGUCGAUCUGUCUUCUCCCUUGUGCGGCUCGGUCGUCAUUACCUCUUCCUGGUGAAAUCUACUCUCUGAAGAAAAUUGAUGUAAUUCGGGUGAUCUGUGGACUUUGAGUCUUUUUUUUUUACAUCCUAGGAUUGAUGUCAGUUCGUUCGUCCUAGAAACUCUAGAAAAUGAUCCUGGUAGAACAGAGGAGAGAUUUGUGCAAUUGCAGCAAUUGGAAUAAAAGUUGAGGAUCAUUCCUCGUAGAGUUCACACCACCGUCAGUAACUCUUCUUGUGUUACCUUGUUUGGAAAACGUAAACCACGUCCAGGGUGCCACGAGCAGGAUGCAAACCGAGAAGUACGAGUUUUUGCUCAAUGCAAGAACAAGCUUUUCUCUAGACAUUCCUAAGGCACUGUGAAAGUUGGAAAGUGUUCGUCGUCUCCGAUUUCUAUUUUUUCUGCAGCAAAACUUUGGAACCUGAAGGAGCUGCUGUGACUGUAUUGCAUACUGACAUGUCUGCAUGUCCAUUGCCCAGAACAUUGAAUUUUUUUAAAAUGGAAGGCUCCACCCUGUUAUGGGCAUUAACAAUAUUCUUAUUGCCCACGUUAAUCAUAGGCCUAGAGUGCACAGAAGACAUUUCCACUUUUGAUUGAGGAGGCCUGGGAGCACACGAGAUCAGUCACAUGUUUGGCCACUUCGUCAUUAAUGGACAGGCUGUGUAGUGGAUCUAUGGACAAAACUAUAAGAUUUGGUGACAACCUGAACAUUUGAGUGAACACAACCUCGCUAGAAUAUCGUCACACAAGACGAAUUAGUGACGAGCCUCGGUGUAGCGCACAUCCUUUUAUCAUGGAUAUAAAUAGCGGAAGUCUGCCCUCUCCGUUCUGUAGAUUGAAGACGAAGAGCUUGAGCUGUUUCGUCGUUGCCGGAAUGGACACUCUUCACCGACUCAGUCGGUGUGAAUCACGACGGAUGCCACAUGAUUUCUAUGAAGCUCGCUUGCACG